Molecule: messenger RNA, 3867 nt
Organism: Anguilla anguilla (European eel)
Lineage: Eukaryota; Metazoa; Chordata; Actinopteri; Anguilliformes; Anguillidae
Gene: slc15a2
Product: solute carrier family 15 member 2
Exons: 23
Coding region: 279-2462 (727 amino acids)
Biological process (GO): oligopeptide transport; transmembrane transport
Cellular component (GO): membrane
Molecular function (GO): dipeptide transmembrane transporter activity
Source: RefSeq, a predicted model, not a curated record
CACUGAGUUUCGCGACAGCUUGCCUGCACCGCUAUCCUGGCAGGUCCUUUUGAUUUCGAAGAAAAAAAGAAGUUACAAGUAGACUUGCUCCACAAGAAGUAAAUUCAAAGUCUGAAUUUUGAGUGGAACAUUAACUAACGGGGUGGGAAACAAACUUUAUAAAGCGGAGUUUACAGUGGAGCGGAAAUAGACGGGACGAGGCAGGACUUGGAUGCUUGUCAGAAACAUUUCGAAGCAUACGAGACUUGCUUGGCAAAAACGAACGGACACUAGAAAGGAUGGGAAAGAAAAACGGUAAAGUGGUGGAGAACCCGGAAGGAGCAACUUCAAAGCGCUCCCCAACGCUAUGUGGAACCAACUAUCCGCUGAGCAUCUCCUUCAUCGUGGUGAACGAGUUCUGCGAGCGCUUCUCCUACUAUGGCAUGAAAGCUCUGCUGACGCUGUACUUCAUGCGCUACCUGCACUGGGAUAAGGACCUGUCCACGGCGGUGUACCACGCCUUCUCCAGCCUCUGCUACUUCACCCCGGUCCUGGGGGCCCUCAUCGCCGACUCCUGGCUCGGGAAGUUCAGAACCAUCAUCUACCUCUCCAUCGUCUACGUCAUCGGCCACGUGGUGAAGUCCGUGGGCGCCAUCCCGGACGUGGGGGACACCACCACGCACAUCGUUCUCUCGAUCCUGGGCCUGGUGCUGAUCGCGUUCGGGACGGGCGGGAUCAAGCCCUGCGUGGCGGCAUUCGGGGGGGACCAGUUCACGGAGGAGCACGCCGAGGAAAGGACGAAGUUCUUCUCUAUUUUCUACAUGUCGAUCAACGCUGGGAGCGUCCUGUCGACGGUCAUCACACCGAUACUGCGAGGUGAUGUACAGUGUUUUGGGGGUGACUGCUACGCCCUUGCGUUUGGAGUGCCUGCGUUGCUGAUGAUCAUAGCCCUGGUCGUGUUCAUUGCUGGCAGUGGGCUGUACAAGAAAAAUCCACCUGAGGGGAAUAUUCUGCUGAAAGUGUGCCAGUGCAUUGGGUACGCCAUUAAGAACCGCUGGAGGAAUCGCAAGAAGAGCCACAAGAGAGCGCACUGGCUGGACUGGGCAGACGACAAGUACUCGAAACGCCUGAUACACGAGAUCCAGAUGGUUCUGAGGGUCCUGGUCCUGUACAUCCCGCUCCCCAUGUUCUGGGCCCUGUUCGACCAGCAGGGAUCCCGUUGGACCCUCCAGGCCACCAGGAUGAACAUGGACUUUGGUGGUUUUAUUCUGAAGCCUGAUCAAAUGCAGAUGCUGAACGCGCUGCUAAUCCUGGUUUUCAUUCCGAUUUUCGACAUUGGGGUGUACCCUCUGGUUAGGCUGUGCGGGAUCAAGCUCACGCCCCUGAGGAAGAUGGCGAGCGGAAUGAUCUUGGCGGCCUUGGCGUUCGUUGCGGCCACAGUGGUGGAAAUGGGCGUGACGAACACGGUGGUGGACCCCCCGCUGGCCGGUCAGAGCUUGCUGAAGGUGCUCAACCUCGCUGCCACCGACGUCCAGGUGACCGUACCAGGAAGCGUCCCCUUCCCACACCCCAUCAGGCCCUAUGAGGCCACACAGGAGUAUCAGAGGCUGGAGCUGAAUGGGGUGAACCAGAGCCUGGCGGUAACCGUGGAGAUUGCUGGGAGCAGCACGCCGUGCCCGCUGGUCUUCACAGAGCAGACCGCGUACAGCCUCAUUCUGUACCGGGAAGCCGCGGGGCUGCAGUGCCGACUGGUAGAAGAUCAGAUAGUCAAGUCUGAACACGGUGAUGCGUACCUGAGGUUCGUCAAUGCCUACCAAGAGCACCUGAACCUAACCGUGGGGGACCAGGACUUCUAUGCCCCGAAAGGUCACGGGGUCACGCCCCAUGAGGUGGUGGCGAGAGGGGAGUACACAGAUGUGAUGUGCAAGGCUGGUCAGGAGGAACACCCUGUGAACCUGGGGCUGCUUGACUUUGGCGCUUCGUACACCAUCGUUCUCAAGGGCGUGAAUGAUUCAGCUCCUGGGCCGGAGGGGCGAGUCGUGCCUCACAAAAUGGAGGACGUGCGGGCGAACAACGUGCACAUCGCCUGGCAGAUCCCGCAGUACACCCUGAUAACUGCCGGAGAGGUCAUGUUCUCCAUCACGGGGCUGGAGUUCUCCUACUCCCAGGCCCCGGCGAGCAUGAAGUCUGUGCUGCAGGCCGGUUGGCUGAUGACCGUGGCCUUCGGGAACGUCAUCGUGCUGAUUGUGGCGGAGGGGGCGGGGCUAGAACAGUGGGUGGAGUUCCUGCUCUUCGCCAGCCUCCUGGUGGCGGUCAGCAUCAUCUUCUCCAUAAUGGCCCAGUUCUACACCUACGUCGACGGCGAUCAGCUGGACAGCAUGUUUCCGACCGGGGACGAGGAAGAGGACAACCUCAAGAAGGACCAAAUAAAUUUGAGCCCGAAUCCUGGUACUGAUCGCGAUUACAAAGCCACCAAGAUGUAGCUGCCUGACUUCAGACAUUUGAAAAGGACUCAAUAUUUGUGCCUUUUUUUUUUUUUUUUUUUGCAGGAAAUCAAUGUACACAAUUUUUUGCUAAAAGUCAGACUGUCAAUUCAGAACACAGUGUUAAGAGGCAGGUGGGACCAGGGCAGGAUUAGCACCAAAAUAUCAAUACCAAUGGUAAGCAACCUCAACGGUGAGAUACUGAGAACUUAAAGCACAGCAGAAGUAUUCUUUUCAUUGAAAUAACUGAGCCGGUUAACUUAUGUUUUCAGAUUUUCCCCAAAUAAUCUGGCACUCCAGAACUACAGGGUUGAGUGUACCUGACCUGGAUUAAAUUUUAUCACCUGACCGCUGACAGUGUGGUCGACACAGCCACGUGAACAACAGCACCUGGAAAACACUCCCACACAGAAGUGCGUUUGACGUUAAAACACAAACUGAAAUCUAAGGAACGUGAAGAGAUAUUACAGAUGACUUCAUAGCUUUCCAGCCAGUAGUGACGGUUAUAAAAAGGUGAGCCAUUGGUCAGGUCGAACAGACAACCCGUUGACCUUUUUUUAGUGGCAGAUAAAUGUGGUGGCCUGAGGGGAAAAACGCGGUUGUGUUCAGUGACAGUCUGAACACCAUUAAACGCCUUAAGAGUAAUUAUGCCGUUCGAGCAGAAAUCACACCGAACAGCCAAAUCUGCGCUUAACUACAACAUAUUCUAUCCACAGCACACACGCCACACAGGAAAUAAUUUAAACGUUUGUUUUGGUUGUAAUGCAUUUUUUUUUUUUUUUUUUUUACACUGAAAAUAAAUAAUAAUGAGAACCCGACUUAGACUUAUGGACAUUAGUAUUACAUCACACAUGAAAAAAUAAAAAUGAAUUUCUGUAUAGUCUGCAAGACAGGCCGUGCUAAGACAUAUAAGCGUGCUAUAUACAGCGCAGGGAACAUUAAAAGAGCUUCUGAACACGUUUGGUGUUCAGCAGCAGCAGGCCUCAGCAGUCUGUCUCAGCGGGCUAACCAUAGCCCCAGGGUCUCCACGGCGAAGGCAGAAACUUCUGGAAUGCCGCCAGUUGGAAAGGGAAUAACAGGUCACUGGUCCUAUAGGCUGGGUGCGUGAGUCACGUGACAGGAUCCAGCCAAUCGUAAGCCGGGUUUCCCCCCAAUCUGGGCCUCCAGUGUUCCCCACUCUGUUUCUCACUGCCACGGCCGCCCCAAAAACAAAACCAGGACGCCACAUUGCAACAGAAAUCCCCCCCCCCUCCCUCUCCCCCCUUUCUGUACAGUGUACCGUACACUGUGUACCCUCCCUGCAGACCGUCCCCCCCACCCUGCGAACAGAAAGAGCUGCCCGAGAUUUUUUUCUCUCCUUUACAAGCGUGAAAUUAGUUUAAUAAAAACUGAGUGGAAAACCACA